AUGCUGACUCGGAGGAACAAUUCACAGAUCUUUCAGCUCGGCCUGAAUUUAAUCCACAACUCUACUACGAGACCUACUACGCCCAGUGCUGCUGCCGCCCCUGCCGUAGCAUCCACAACUGCCGCGGCGGUGGGCGACCCCGACAAAGAGCUGGCGGCUCGACUGAUGGCCGAGGACGCGGGCUACAGCCAAGUGGGCACCUUCAACGCACGCACGGGCAGGUUCCAGGCCAAGCGCAAGGGAUAUGACGACCCGGCAGGACGACAGAUCGCGCACUACUUCGACGAACAGCAGUGGCAGCAGCAGUGCACGAUACCCAAGAAGGUGAAGCUGUCGAAGAAGGCUGUGAAGCAGUUCAAGGAGAAGAAGAAGAACAAGAAGAAGGUCCCCGACUACUUGCUCGGCGACUAA
Molecule: messenger RNA, 411 nt
Organism: Acanthamoeba castellanii str. Neff
Lineage: Eukaryota; Discosea; Longamoebia; Acanthamoebidae
Exons: 4
Coding region: 1-411 (136 amino acids)
Source: RefSeq, a predicted model, not a curated record